Molecule: messenger RNA, 303 nt
Organism: Mucor velutinosus
Lineage: Eukaryota; Fungi; Mucoromycota; Mucoromycetes; Mucorales; Mucoraceae
Exons: 3
Coding region: 1-303 (100 amino acids)
Biological process (GO): cellular response to oxidative stress
Cellular component (GO): cytoplasm
Molecular function (GO): glutathione disulfide oxidoreductase activity
Source: RefSeq, a predicted model, not a curated record
AUGUCAUCUCCUCAACAGAUUGCUGAAGAAGCUAUUCAAAACAACAAGGUCAUUGUAUUUAGCAAAAGCUACUGUCCUUACUGCAAAAAGGCAAAGGCUUUAUUAAGCUCCCUUGAUAUCGAGUUUGCAGUUAUCGAAUUGGAUUUACAUCCCCAAGGUGAGGCAAUCCAGGCCUAUCUUUUGGAAAAGACAGGCCAACGCACUGUUCCCAAUGUCUUUGUUAACAAGACGCACGUUGGUGGUUCUGAUGAUCUAGCCAAGGCUGAAAGAGAUGGCACCCUCCAAAAGCUUCUUGCUCAAUAA